GCCGGAGUGGGAGGAGUGGGACUAGGGGUGGGACUGGGAGGAGUAGGAGUGGGAGCAAGCCGGCGACAAGUGCAUCGGCCGGAGAGACGAGAUCGUUUGCCUCGCUCAAGAGCGCCACACCCAGCUGGCUCAAGGAGAAGCCUAGCAGAACGCGGCUGGCCAGCGAGGCUGCGCAACCAAGAGCAAACGCAGAGGGAAGCUGGAGGAGGGCGACGGCGAUCCUCCGAGACGACGGCGUGCUGGCCAUUCUCUCUGAAGAUCACGCCAUGGUCCACUCGAUCCUCACCCACGACCUGUGGGUCAGCGACAUUCGUUCCAUCGAUCCGAGCCUCUUUGCUCGACUGCAUGUCCUCGGCAUCUUUGCUCGUCCCUCGGGCUUUCACCAAGGGCUGAAAACCUCCUCUCUGGGCAGAGGUGGUGAUACCGACACAGGCGGCAUCGGGAUGGGAACAAGGGCAGGGGCAGGGGCAGGGGUAUGGACAGGGACAGGGACAGGGAUAGGGACAGGGACAGGUGCUGGAGCAGGAGCAGGAGCAGGAGCGGCAGCGGGAACGGCAGCGGGGACGGGUGCUGGAACAGGGGUAGGGACGGGAACAGGGGCAUGGGCAGGGGCAGGGGCAGGGGCAGGGGCAGGUGGCGCAGAAGGAGGGUCAACAGAGGCAGGCAUCGGUGGUGGUAUAAAUGCACCAAACAGCAGCAACCGAGCUUCGAUAGGCCGCGACGAGCCCAUCUACCUGAGCUUCAGCACAAGAAGGAAGCUCUGCGUGUGGAAGGACUUGCUGCGUUCUUUUGCAAGGCCCGAAAUAUAUGGUCCUGCCAAUCCUACUCCAAGGGAGGUCAAGGAAGCAAAGAGCGUAGAGGGCACCCAUCGCUUCUACCGGCAAAUCGACUUCAUGUUUCACGACAUCAAGCUGGCGCCCUCUUUGCUCGAUGCUGUCUCCUCUCAAGGCGUACCGUCGCUGCUCGAUCGGCACGCCAGCGCCGUCGAGGAGAUUGCCGAUGUCGCAGACGCAGAGUCGCUCAUCGAUGAUGGCGAUGCCACCGAAGCCAGCACCAGCGGCCGACCUUCGAUCGAUACCAUGAUGAAUGCUGCCACCGGCGAUGUUGUCUCGUCUGCUAUGAGGGAGGGUCCGUUUACAUCCGACGAAGGGGAGGAGGGAUCACGCGGCAACCAGCCGUGUAGCGAUACCGACUGCGACUCCGAUGAGAGCGACAUCGGAGCAUAUGCAACCGGCCCUAUCAGCGGCAUCUCAGGAGCUGACCGCAUGAAAGGGACUCGCUCGCAGGCAGAGGCUGAAGGAAAACGAGCAGACGAAUUCGCUUCGUCACCAUCCAAGAGAGGCGGCGAUGCUGGCUUUCCCAUCAUCAGCACCGGCAUUGCCAUGACUCCAAGCACCUACCACCUUCACCAUAACAGCCAGGCCUUCGCGAGUGCCACUUCCUCUGUGCAAUACCAGUGCUUGCUUCACCAUGGCGAGUACGUGGCCGCCCGCACGAGAUUUACCAAGGGCAAUGGCGAUGACUCUUGGCUCGAGCGAAUCUCGCUCACCGACCUGCCUCGGCUCGCAGACGUCCACAUUUCCGUCUGGAGGGCGACAAGAAACGGCAAACGAAGCCUCCUUGGCACAGUCGACAUCAACGUCGAGACGAUGAAGCGGGGAGAGGUGGUCCGAGGCUGCUUUCCCAUCUGGUCACACCCUCAACCCACUACACGCGACGAAGCUGACACCUCGACGACCUCGGUCGGCUUUUCCUCGUACGGUCGCGUCGUCGUCGGUGAGAUCAACCUGGAUGUGACGGUGAACGAGGAGGUGAUUCUGGCCCUCAACAAGUACGAGGACCUGGUCGAGUUCCUUCAUGGUCCGCAAUGGAUCCAAUUGAUGUGCGACUUGGGCAGGAUGCUUGAAGAGAGCAGGGUGGUCCAGCUUAUGGUACAAGUUUAUGCCAGUCAGGGUACCAUUGCCCGGCGUCUGGCCGAGCUAUGCGACGUUGAGGGACAGACGCUGGAGAAGCUCGACGAGGUUCAGCUUCUCUUCCGAGGCAACUCGCCUCUGAGCCGAGCCAUGGAGGCCUACCAGCGGACGUGCUGCCUUGACUGGCUAGAACAGUGCGUCGGACCUACGGUUCGCCGUGUCUGCAAAGAGAAGAUCUGGCUCGACGCAGAAACCAUGCCAGCGGCCGUCUCGUACGAAUCCAUCAGGGGUGCCAAUUCCGAGGAAGUCUUUGUUCAAAGGAGCCAGAUGGACACUCUGAAGCGCCUCUGCUCUGAGGUGUGGAGCGACAUCUAUUCCAGCCGGCAUUCUUGCCCAAUCGACUUGCGCAAUGCAUUGAGGAAGAUUCGAUCAACAGUAGACACCAAAUUUGUUGCCCAGAGACCGCCAGGGCCCGGCAUGCAGGCAGUCGGCGCCUUUGUCUUUCUCCGCCUCAUCUGCCCCUCGAUUCGAGCACCUCAGCUCUUUGGUCUCACGGCCGGAAAGCCCGACGAGGGCGCCGACCGGACACUUGGCUACCUUUCAAAAGUCAUGCUGGCCAUGGCAAACAAAAACCUCGACAAGGACAAGGACUCUUGGCUUGUCCAAGCGCGGGACUUUCUCAAUGCCACUGCGCACGAGUAUGAUGACUUCAUCGACGUUCUCUCCCUCGAUCGGCCUUCUCACCAGCGCACCUUGUCGAUGGUCAACCCCUCCAACACUCACUCCACGUCCGAUAGAGAACGGCUUUUUGGGGACGAGUCCGAUGUCGAAUUUCAGAGGUUUGCCGAAAGCAGAUUGCUGGGUCUCAGGAGGCUGCAUCGCGAGUCGAUUCCCCGACAGCCGCAGCACCUGGAUAAGGGUAUCGCCUUGGCCACGCUCGUCUCAUAUGCCGUUCGGAACGCUCAACUCGGCGACGAAUACGAGAGGAGAACUUCUUUCAACGACGGCGAGAAUGAGUUGGCAAUCCAUCAUCACAACGACGAUGAUGUCAACAAUGGCCGUUCCACGCCCAGCUUUCACUCUGGUGGGGCCGAAUCGGAAAGCGAGAUGAGAUUAAACCUCUUCAUGGAUCUCUGCUGCGACAUUGAAGAUUCGGCGGGCUACUAUAUCGACCGGGCUGGCUUCAAUCCUGCACCUAUGGAAAGAGGGGCAGAGAGAAGUCCCACCGGCCACCUCACCGUUGUCAAAUCGUCGAGGGCAUUUGCUGCGGCCAGGUCUGAUGUCGAAAUCAGUGCCAAUCUUCCGACGAGCAGAAAUGGGCGAAGGUUGCGGAGUGCCACUGUCUCCAUGCCUGGUACAUCGCCCGAAGAUAUGCUCGAAGAGCUGUCGAUGUCAAACCAAGCGAUGACAACAUCCAGGGACGUCCUCGCAAAGGAGCGACGCUCGCCGAAUGACGAAGACAUCGUCAGACGAAAGAUUUCUGAUCGAUUUUCGUGGCGACACUCGAGCGAUUUGUCAAAGUCGAGCUCCAAGCCGCAAUCUCACCAGGGUCAUGAUGGAAACGGGAGCAGAAGCAGCGCAGAAGAAGAAGAGGAGGAGGAGGAGGAGGAGGAGGAGGAAGAGGAAGAGGAUGGUGCGAAGGGUAGCAUGGAUCGAGGCCACGGCUUGAGGUUGGCGCAACAUCAGCGCGGACAGGAAGAGGAAAGCAAGCAAGUGAUGCGUAACAUCGAAGCCAUGAGAAGGGCGGGCGCGGCAGCAAACGAGAGGAAGAGGUGGUGGAAGAGAAAGUGACCCGAGUAGAUCUAUCUUUAGUAUUAUCAGAAAUCCUUGUUCCUUUGGCGAGGACAAGAACAACGCUGCGAUUGAGGAAUGGCCGACAUGACCUAUCUCUAGAUGUCAGCGCACACUAUCGAGUCUGCCGACCAUACAUCAAAGUUUGGCCUCACCCUAUCGAUAUGAAGCCCGCACCCCUGCCAAGUAGUCUUGCCGCAUUUAGAGCCUGGCAGAGAGAGAGAUAAUGACAAUGUCAGGACACAGGAGUGACGUCAUACCGCAAGGCUGAGAACGUUCCCUCACACUCCACAGCCCAGCAUGCGUCGACGAGCGCGUAGGACGAAACUGCUGUUGUCGCAGUCAUUGAUGUCGAGGGAGUGCUUGCCAGAUCUCACCUAUUUUUAAUCACGCGGGCGGAGGCUUCUUCACGUGAGAUAUCGACUA
Molecule: messenger RNA, 4130 nt
Organism: Acaromyces ingoldii
Lineage: Eukaryota; Fungi; Basidiomycota; Exobasidiomycetes; Exobasidiales; Cryptobasidiaceae
Exons: 4
Coding region: 267-3704 (1145 amino acids)
Biological process (GO): regulation of GTPase activity
Source: RefSeq, a predicted model, not a curated record